ACAUUUGUUGAUUGUUGUGCAACCUUCUGACUUAUUAUGUGGAAAUCUGGUUACAUGUAUUUUUUAUAUUUUGGGAUUUGUGUGUUGCUUCCGUCUUCAGAAAGUCUGAAUAAGACAAAUGGAGGAAACUGCGGAACAAACGGAGAAAUCAACUGUUGCCAUAAUUACUACCAAGCGAAAAACACCUGUGUGGAGUGUCCAAAUGGAACAUAUGGCAGGAACUGUUCACUGAAUUGUUCGGAGAACACGUAUGGAAAGAAUUGUUUGAAACUAUGUAAUUGCAAACCAGAUGAAACAUGUGAUUCAAAAAGUGGAACAUGUUCAGUUAAACCCGGAUAUUGCAGAAACGGGACUAGAACUGUUGAAACUCCCUGUUGUAAUAAUUACCUCUACGUGAACACCACCUGUACAAAAUGUCCCAUUGGAACGUAUGGUUUCAAUUGUUCACAGAUUUGUUCAAGUGGAUAUUAUGGGAAGCUAUGCAUAAAACAAUGUGAAUGUCAACCAAAUGAAACAUGUGAUCCAAAACACGGAUGUAAAGGUGCUGGAACAGAUGGCUCGUCUGGUGCGUUCACACGAAUAGAUCCGUGGGUAGUCGGAAUAGUCGGGGUGUCCGCCUUCCUUAUUGCACUUUCUUCAAUUGGAGCCAUUGGGUGGUUAAGAUAUUACAAACUAAGACAAAGGCAAAGUCAUCAAGGUGUUUACUCUCAACCUCUACCGUGUAAUUUACAAUUGGUAUCUAUCCCAGAGGAGGAACGCUAUGAACAAAUGGUUAAGGAUACUCCACAUAAUGAUGAACGGGAUCCACAGCCAUCUCAGAAAGAUGAUGAUUACUUAGAACUCCAGUCACCGUAUGAAUUGUAUGUGAAUCCAGAUGACGGCUUACAGGAAAAUUCAACAACUGACAUGUAUGAAGACCCUAGAGAACAAAAGGAUGAAAUGUAUUUACACCCUGUAUCAGACGGGUACACUAGGAUAUGUGCAUAAUCUACAAAGAAACAGACAUGCAAGAAAUCCAUUUAGACUUCAGGGAGAGAGAGAAAUUGACAGAAGGAGAGAGAGAGAGAGAGAGAAAUCAGUAGCCUGAUAUCUGAUUCAAUAAUUGAUCACUGUUCGUUAUCUUCACCUUGAUAAAGCUCUUGUUGUUAACUGUGAAUAUCUUAUUUGCAAAACUGAGGAACGUGAUUGUGAAGCACUUGAUUGUAAUAUAUUAUCUUUGUACUGUAUAUUAUAGAAUUGUAAAACGUCAAUGGGAAAUGUCUCUCUGAGAAAUGGUACAACACCCAUAACAUCACUCCCCAUUGACUUGGAUUUCAAAUUUCACAAUGCUUUACGGGAUAAAUUUCAAAAUACGAGGACGAGUCAAUAACUAAGCAGUCUAUCCCAUUUCCGAUUGACCGAAACGGUCACGAUUUUCAUGCCUUGUUUCAAUACAUGUUUUAUUCCUGGGUUCAAAAUUGCACACGUAUGGAAACAUUCUUUAAUAAAAUCUUUAAUGUCAAACAUGGCUAGUGAUGUAAAUGCAUGCUUUUCAUCUAAAGUUGAGUACCGUGCUACAAUUUCACUUUGGUACUUGUAUUUAAAAGGUAAAUCAGGCAAGGAAAUAUACGGCAAGUCAACCGAUGUUUAUGGGUCUUUUGUACCAUCUUAGGCUCAGGUUAAAUUCUGGGUAGAAGAAUUGAAACGCAGUAUAACGUCUUUAGGAGAUGAAGCCAGGUCUGGAUGCCACCGACGAAGAAAUGUGUAAGAAAGUUCGGGAUCUGGUAUACUCUGAUAGGCGAAUUCAGGUGGAAGAAAUAGCGCAGGCAUUAGGAAUUUCACAUGGUAGCGUUUCAACAAUCUUACAUGACUGUUGAGGUAUGUGCAAGCUAACAGUCCAUUGGGUCCCCAAAUCCCUUAGUGAUGAGCAAAUGGCAACCAGAGCAUGAGUAUGCAGCGCGUUGUUGAAGACUUUUAAGUCCAAAGAUAAUUUUCUUUUGCGUCUGGUGACUAGGUGAGACUUGGGUUCAUUAUUAUGAGCCAGAGAAUAAAGUACAGAGUCGUCAGUGAGUAGGGCCUGGGUCCCCGAAGCCAAAGAUGUUCAAGAAGCAACCAUCUGCUGGCAAAGUGAUGACCACAGUGUAUUGGGACGCAAAAGGCGUUAUUUUGUUGGACUUUUUACCCAAAAGAAGUACGAUAACUGGAUUGUACUAUGCAAACUUGCUAGACCAGUUGAGAACCGCCAUCUGUGAAAAACGCUGAGGUAAACUCUCUAAAGGUGUUUUCCUACAACAGGAAACGCGAGAGUCCACAUUUGCAAAGUUGCAUUGAAUGCUGUAUAGCGGAACGGGUAUGAAUUAAUACAAUUUCUGCCUAUUCGCUUGACCUAGCUCUUAGCGACUUCUUCCUAUUUCCAAACUUCAAAAGGGAUAUCCGUGGACGUCAUUUCCGGUCUGACGAAGAAGUCGUGACGGCAGUUGAGGAUUGGACCAAUGGAAAGGACCCUGCCUUUUCAGUUCUGGGCUGAUGGUACUUCAACACCGUUGGUCUAAGUGAGUUCCUCAUUGACAAUAUCUUCGUGGUCUUUGGUGAUCAGGUCUUCCAACAGUCUGUUGGAAUUCCCAUGGGCACGAAUUGUGCUCCUUUGUUAGCUGACCUGUUUCUAUAUUCAUAUGAAGCAAAAUUUAUUCAAAAACUUCUACGCGAGAAGAAAAAAAUCUCUCGCUGUGGCCUUCAAUUCGACAUUUAGAUAUAGCUUUCAUUCAUAUGUCGAUUUAUUAUAUCCCUGUGAGCUCGAAAUAAAGGACACCACAGAUUCGUCCACUUCUGCUUCAUACUUAGAUAUUUUAUUGAAAGUAGACUUAACAGCAAACUGACAACUCAACUGUAUGACAAACGGGAUGAUUUCAGCUUCUCCAUCGUCAACUUCCCAUAUUUAUGUAGCAAUAUCCCAUUAUCACCUGCAUAUGGUGUUUAUAUAUCUCAACUGAUUCGAUAUGCAAGAGCUUGUUCUGCGUAUAGCCAGUUUCUAAAUCGAGGUAAGCUACUGACAAACAAGUUGAUGGUACAGGGGUUUCAACAGUCUCGAUUGAAGUCAGCAUUUCGCAAAUUCUAUGGUCGUUAUAACGAUCUAGUUCGUCAAUACAACCUCGCAUUGGGUCAAAUGCUGUCUGACGUGUUUCAUACCGAUUGUUAAGCCGUUCUUGGCACACUGAUUUUGACUGCGGAUAACUCCGUUUACCUGAUCAGGAUAUAGGGCUCACGGCGGGUGUGACCGGUCAACUGGGGAUGCUUACUCCUCCUAGGCACCUGAUCCCACCUCUUGUGUGUCCAGGGGUCCGUGUUUGCCCAACUAACUAUUUUGUAUUGCUUUUAGGAGUUAUGAGAUUGAUCACUGUUCGUUAUCUUCACCUUGCACUAGAGGACAAUCACAUCGAAAAAGAAAAAGUGAAUGGAUCUCAACGGGAAAUAAAUUAGGCUGGUUACUUAUUGACUCGCCCUCAUAUAAUGAAUCUAUGAACUUACGAAUGGUUAUUGUAUCUAUAUCACAAACAUACAUUUUGUAUUCAUUUAUCUUAUGUAUAUACAUCGACAUCAGUCAUAAUUUCCAGCAUACAUUGUAAAUGCAUUAAUGGUAACCUUUCUCAUAUACGUCACGCCAUGUGGACUAAAAUUCAAUAAAUUGUUGUCUCAUUUCA
Ostrea edulis (European flat oyster) is the source of this 3677-nucleotide messenger RNA. Its product is annotated as multiple epidermal growth factor-like domains protein 6. Gene Ontology annotation, molecular function: scavenger receptor activity. The record is from RefSeq and is a predicted model, not a curated record. The transcript has 8 exons. The coding region runs from base 37 to 987 and encodes 316 amino acids. NCBI's taxonomy places the organism in Eukaryota, Metazoa, Mollusca, Bivalvia, Ostreida, Ostreidae.